This is a messenger RNA of Rotaria sordida, 423 nucleotides long. Lineage: Eukaryota; Metazoa; Rotifera; Eurotatoria; Philodinida; Philodinidae. The record is from the annotation of a GenBank genome assembly.
AUGGCUGGCAGCAAUAGUGUCGAAGCUCUCAAAGGGACUUGGGACUAUGUCAAAGAUGAAAAUAUGGACGCAUUUAUGAAGGAAAUUGGUGUUGGAAUGGCAGCUCGUAUGAUGGCUAAAGGUAUCAAACCCCGUCUUGUUAUCAGUGAGAAUGGUGGCAAGUGGACAUUACGAUCGGAGAGCACACUCAAAACGAACACGAUCGAAUUUACACCGGACGUUGAAUUCGAUGACAAAACGGCUGAUGGACGUGAAAUCAAGACAAUUGUUCGAUUCAAGAAUGGAACAUGGGAACAUACGACACGUGAUAAACAUGGCAAAGAAUGGAUAGCGACUCGCUAUAUAAACGAUCAAGGUCAACAACAACUUGACAUAACGUGCGGAUCAGUGAAAGCUCAUCGAUGGUUCAAACGGGUCGAGUAG